AUGGCUGAGCGAUCAUCACCACAGUCCAGCACUGAGUCAUUGAAUAGCUCUCCGUUACCUAAAUCACGUCAAUCAAACUCAACGAUUGACUCUCGUCGUUCAUCGAGUAGUACACUAUCUAGUAUAUCAAGUGACCGAAAACAUAGUGGACUUUUUGAUAAAAUUGAAACAAAUUUUCAAAAAGUAAAACGACGAUUUUCACAUGCACCAAAACAAUUAUCUGANGUCAAUCAAACUCAACGAUUGACUCUCGUCGUUCAUCGAGUAGUACACUAUCUAGUAAAACGACGAUUUUCACAUGCACCAAAACAAUUAUCUGAAAAAGAAAUAGAAAUAUUAUUGAAAACAACAAAUUUCAGCAGUGAAGACAUUGUAACAUGGCAUGGAAAGUUUCUAAACGACUGUCCACAUGGUUAUAUGACUCGAAAAGAAUUUCUGAAAAUCUAUAAAUCAUUAUGUCCAACAGGCAAUGCUGACACUUUUGCUGGUCACAUAUUUCGUGCAUUUGAUCUUGAUAGAUCAAAUACAAUUGAGUUCCGUGAAUUUCUUAUCGGUUUAUCAAUGACGUCAUCAGCAAGUUCACCAACAACUAAGCUUGAGUGGAUAUUUCACGUAUUUGAUAUUGAUGGAAAUGGUUUAUUAACACGAGAUGAAUGUUUAGAAGUUAUCAAUAUUAUUGUACGUUUUAAUCAAAAUCAAUCAUCCGAUCUGGAAAGUUCAGAUCCAGAACAGCUAGUUGCUUCAGCUAAACAUAGUAUGAUGCGAAUGUUUGAUAAUAUAUCUAGUGACCGAUGCAAUACAUUAUCAAUGGCACAGUUUAUAGAGGGAUGCCAAAAGGAUGAAUUUAUCUCACAAUUAUUAGCACCCAGCUCAGGGAAUUGA
Molecule: messenger RNA, 882 nt
Organism: Rotaria socialis
Lineage: Eukaryota; Metazoa; Rotifera; Eurotatoria; Philodinida; Philodinidae
Source: the annotation of a GenBank genome assembly